UGCUUUCAGUGCGCGGCGGAAAAUUCGUCCACCCAAAACAUGUCGUCGUCUUCUAGCGAGGAUUGUUUCACGAUCGUGGAUGUGCCGGAGAAUCGCUAUGACGAGGCAAUCCACCAUCUGAGAUGGAACUUUUUCGCCGAUGAGCCGCUUAAUAACGCUAUAGGGCUUUGCGCGAGAGGGGAAUCUCAGCGCGCACUUGAGCGACACUGCCUUCUCACCUUGAAGCAGGGUUACUCCAGGAUGCUAAUGGAUAAGAAGGGAGCGAUAGCGGGAAUGGCACUAAACGGAAUCCUGAAGAAAGGUGAACGCGAGGAAGAAGAGCGGCGUUUCGAUGAAUUAGAUGAUGAAAAAUUCAAGAUGAUCAUGAAACUACUCUACAAAGUGAAUGAUAAGGUCGAUUUGUUCGCCAAAUAUGAUGUGGAUGAGUUGUUCGAGUGUCGAAUCCUCAGUGUUGACGCAAAUUAUCGCGGUAAAGGUUUGGCCAGUGUUCUUAUGGAUGAUAGUGAGAAAGUCGCCAAAAAUGCCGGGUUUAAGCAUGCUUUUCUUCUUAAUAUACAUGGGAUAAUUUUUGUUUACUUCUUCACAAGGUGUGUAAGGCCGAUGCAACCAGUGCAUUCUCAUUAAAAGUCUAUCUGAAGCACGGCUACCAGGUGGAAGCAGAAAUCUCGUACACGGAAUUGGACAAGUCUAUCAGACCGGCGCCGCCCCAUCAGGCGUUAAAAUUAAUGGUGAAGUUAUUAGAUUGAAGAUAAAAUGAGAAAGUCUGCUUGCUUGGAGAGCUUAUAAUUAAAUUAAAUCGUCAACACGAAACCGUAAAGCGUAAAGUAGAUAAAAGAUAUAUGUAUCAUCGUCGUGUCGUGACAAUAACAGCACUUAAUGUAUAUCUUGAUGUCAUGAAUGACGUGACAUCUUCUCAUAGAAUAUUUAUCUAACAAAAGAGAAAAGUGUGUAUUAUGCGUUUCACGUAAUAUGUGUCGAAACGUAUCCGAAUGGUAUCCGGUAUUACUGCCCCUGUGUGUUCUGAAGAAGAAAUGUUCGUUGUUAAGAGAAGACAAAGAACAAUUAUUUAAUGAAAUUGAAUAAUUUAACACAGCGAAUGGGCGAAUCAGGUAUAAAGUCGAUCAAAUGCUUAGACGUCCAUUUAGACAUUUGAUAGACGUCUCAUAUUCGGAUCUUUUAUUUCUGCACGGAAGUCAACACGACUCUAAAAGUCAAAUCUAUUAUAGCAAAAAAAGAUAUAAUACAAAAUGUAAAAUCGUAUAUAUCAUUCAAUUCUUAUAUACAUUA
Molecule: messenger RNA, 1287 nt
Organism: Atta colombica
Lineage: Eukaryota; Metazoa; Arthropoda; Insecta; Hymenoptera; Formicidae
Product: dopamine N-acetyltransferase-like
Exons: 4
Coding region: 40-624 (194 amino acids)
Molecular function (GO): N-acetyltransferase activity
Source: RefSeq, a predicted model, not a curated record